Soboliphyme baturini is the source of this 2829-nucleotide messenger RNA. The record is from the annotation of a GenBank genome assembly. Lineage: Eukaryota; Metazoa; Nematoda; Enoplea; Dioctophymatida; Soboliphymatidae.
AUGCAGCUUUCCCCGGGAAAAACAUCCGCAGAGCUUCUGAUCAACGACAGGCCAGAAGAUGGCACCAUUUUAAAGACUGCAGGAGACGAAUUAGAGUUGUCGUGCACAGGGACUGCUGGACUAAAGUUACACUGGGUAAAGCCGGACAAUUCGAUUUACAAAGGCUACGAUGACCCAGUCUCAAGCAAACGUCUCUUCGUUGUCAACCGUGAUGAUGAGGGAUACAGCAAACUGACUCUCAUGCAGCUGCGCUGGACAGACACCGGCUGGUAUCGAUGCGUUUCCGACAAUGCAUCAAAGGGGCAAUAUACCACUAAUCUCGCUGGGUUCAACAGCGUCUACCUCUUUGUCACCGAUAAGGACCCACAGCAUCUAUUUCUUCACUGGGUGGAUGAAGAUGACAACUAUUCAAACCUCAUUCCCGUGUCAAGAAAGCUUGGUGGUUACAUCAGUUGUCUGGUGACAAAUCCUAACGCUCGAGUAUCAUUUCAUUCAUCGACGCCUGUCAAAAUUUCUAUGGAAGCAUACGAUCCAAAACGAGGAUUUUUCGUGCAGAAAAAUUCACUGGAUUCCUCUGCAGGAAUCCUGAGUUACUGCACUGCGACGCUUGACAGUAUGCAAGAUGAAGUGCGGUUUUUGUUCCUGGUUGUUGAUGACUCCCAAGUGCCGGAGCCUGAGAUCGACCGUAGCGGUGCAAUGCACCCAUACGUUUCCGGUUCAAUGUCCCUCAGCUGUCUGAACAAAUUUAUCCAGUCUUUCGAAGGAGUUUGCAAAUGGUCGUUUCCGUCAAUGAACGAGCUAGAGAGCAAAUCACGAAUUCUGGAGAUGAAUCACGUAGAUGCGCUUUACAAUACGACAUUGUAUUUCAAGUUCCUGCUCCUCGAAGACUCUGGCCGUUACGAAUGUACAUGUUCCAAUAUUGGCGUUGAAUAUGGUGAAACCGCGUUUGUCGAUAUCACCGUCUCAGCAGUUAAAGGUGAAGUAACAUUUAAUGAAACCGGCGAAGAGUCGAAGAUAUGUCAUGAGGACGAUUCGCUACAACUGCAGGCGAACUUCACAGCGUGGCCGUUGAAUGAAUUGAGUGUGCAGUGGUUCCAGAAAGUGGUCUCCGUCGAAAAUGGCGUUCAGCUGUUUCCAGUUAGCAAUCCAUCGAAAGACGAUGGACAAAGCAGCACCCUGGAGCUUCAUCGGUUGCGUGUCAGCGAUUCAGGACAAUACAUAUGCAGCGUUACAGCUGCCCAACUGGUCGCCAAUAAAACGUUUUAUUUGACCGUACUUGCUUCACCAAAAAUCACUGACAUUUUUGUCUCAAAGUCAUUCAACAUUCUUGAAAGAGUUGCCAGUCAAUUCCUGCAGCUUAAUCGCACUUAUCACGUGAACUGCAUCGGCGAAGGCAUUCCUCUGCCUAACCUCUACCUCUACUGGAAGCCAUGCUUAGAUAAAGAAAAUUGUCAAUGGUUUCCGCUGCCGGAUUCAGGUAUUAAAGUGGAGAUCCUCAAUGGCACAUUUCAGAGUUUAGCUUUUGUGACUGAAUUAACCACAACGGUGAAAACUUAUAAGUGUGCCUUGAAACCGUUGCAGCCAGCAGAAGACCCUGAUUCAUUGGAAGGCAGAACAAUUAGCUUAGUGCCAUGCGAUAUCGAAGAUGCAGAAAAACUGUUGGGAUUCGGCAUUGUAGCUGAGGCUCAAAAUUCGACGGAUCCAGUAUAUGACAGCCAGCAAAUUAAAAUCAGCUGCAGGUUUCAAAAAUGGUUUUACCGCAGUCCGGCAUGGUCCAAAGAGAACAGAAACAACACCAUUUCUAAUCGCAUGAAUAUCACAUGGAUCCCUAUUCCGGAUGAAAAGAUCUUUACCAGCACUACCGAAUGGUCACGACAUGCUGACUUGAUCUUCAGCCCUGUCAAUCAUGCUGAUUCUGGUAUUUAUCGGUGUUGUGUUCGUGUAGUAGAUACAAAUCAGACCGUUUGUAAGUCCCGUCGUUUGGAUGUAGUUCAAACGGUGGCACCGUCGUUUUCAGAGCUCACUUCCAAUCAUUCGCUGAUUGCAACUUUCCGUGACUCAUUCGAAAUUGUGUGCAUCGCUGACGGUGUGCCUAAACCGUCAAUUACUUGGUUCAAAAACGGAGUUCUGAUGACUCAGUCUGCCAGACACGGUAUUUCCCUGACCUCGCACAAACUGACUAUCUCCAGAGUCAUUGGUGAUGAUGCUGGGUUAUAUUUGUGCGUAGCCGAGAACCUUGUCGGCACAUCCACCAGAAAUUUCACUCUCACCGUCUUAGGGCUAACCAGUGGCACUGUUUCAGACAGUGACAAGAAGAUUCUUACGAUUUGCCUUGCCGUACUUGGCGUAUUUAUCGUCGCUCUAAUUUGUAUGGUAGUCGAAAUGAGGCGUCGUGACAGCAGGCGGGUCAAGUUGCUCAAACAGUUAUAUAAUCAGCUGGUGAAUUCCACAGAAAAUAAAACGGACAUUGACCCAAAGGUGCCCGUUAAUGAGCAAACUGAGAAUCUAUGUUAUGAUAUCAGCUACGAAAUUCGAAAGGAAAAUCUAAAACUCGUCGAGGAGCUUGGAAGUGGUCACUUUGGUCGCGUGUGGAAAGGUUACAUCUUGGACGAUCAAGGAAAUGAACAGCUCUGCGUUGCGGUCAAAGUCCCCAAAGGUACAGUUACUUUAAACCAUGGAGGUGAAUUGGACCCUUCAUGGAGCCAAGAGAUGGCCCAAAACUUUAAUAAAAAGACGUUUAUGUCAACAUCAGAUCUACUGUGCUUCGCCUAUCAAGUGGCAAAUGGAAUGGAAUACCUAAUACAUACUGUUAAAAAAUCGCAACAUUAA